Messenger RNA from Colletotrichum truncatum, 1035 nucleotides. RefSeq names its product actin filament organization protein app1. Gene Ontology annotation, cellular component: actin cortical patch. Gene Ontology annotation, molecular function: phosphatidate phosphatase activity. Lineage: Eukaryota; Fungi; Ascomycota; Sordariomycetes; Glomerellales; Glomerellaceae. The record is from RefSeq and is a predicted model, not a curated record.
AUGGGCGAGCAAGACGACUCGAGAGCCGCCGCAUCUUUCGCAGACGAAAUGCAGAAACGAACCCGCAAAGAGCGUCGUUUUGACGACAUUGAAGCUGAGCUUCCCAACCCCCGAGUCCCGACUCUACAGUCGGCAUUUGUGACCGCCAGCGGCCUGCUGUCGCAUCUCGGCAGCUACAACCCGUGGGGCAAGCCCGUGACCGAAGACGAUAUUGUCUGGCUGCUCGACAAUACCGCGUAUAAGCCUUCUCGCCUUGGCAGCUGGCAGGCCGAGUUUGUCGCUGCCGUUUUUGAGAGGGAGCCCAAGUGCAAGGUCGUAGAUAUCGUACAGGGCAUCGCGCACAAGCUAGGAAUCGCCGACGAUGCGGAGGAGUUGAAUACAAUCGAGGAGAGGAUACUGCCGUUCCUCUGGGAUGUGCAGCCGUCGCGACAUCUUCGGGUUGUGAACCAGAAGAAGGAGCUUAAGCUGGGCCCAUCUGCAUCGAACGGCAUCACCACCGACACGAUCAAAAUCCACGAUCAGCCGUCUGGAUCGCUGGUUACGUCCAGCGCUAUGGUUCCGGAGGGCACAACGGGUUUGCUCAAGAUGCAGACAUUCUUUGCGGCGCCUGAGGGCUGGGCCAUCAUUUCUGAUGUUGACGACACUAUUAAGCUGACACAAACGAGCGACCCUAUUGGCAUUUUACGUGAGACGUUUGUUAAUGAGCCGACACCUAUCGAGGGCAUGCCGGAGCUAUACAGGAACAUCGAGGCGCUGUUGCCCAAAGAAUCACCGUGGUUCUAUCUCUCAGCAUCGCCGUACAACCUCUACCCGUUCCUCAGGGAGUUCCGCGACAGGUACUAUCCUCCAGGCACCAUCAUCCUGCGGGACUCGAGUUGGAAGACGGUUGCCGGUCUGCUGUCAGCACUAACUUUGGCGACCGAGGAGUACAAGGUGGACCGCAUGAGAAAGGUCCACACAUGGCUGCCGAAGCGAAAGAUGAUACUCAUCGGCGACUCGACGCAAUCUGACCCCGAGGCAUACGGUAAUAUGUAA